AUGGGGAACCGCUACAAUGCCACGCUGACAACUUUACUCUGUGCUUCCAGCUGCGAGGCUUCGCUUGCGCAAUUGCAUGAUUCAGUUUCAGCCAGUUGCGGUUCCUCGGCUGAGCUGAUUCCUGGCAUGUCUUUCUUGGCUCUGGUUGACCAGGUUUGGAGCAGCUGGAAUCAUUCUUGCUUUGCUGAUCCCACGACAGGCGAGAAUUGCAAUGAUGAGAUUGCAACCUUUGACAACGUCGAUUCGUUGUCCAAUAUCUCAACCUCGGACUUGUGCUCCUAUUGCUAUGUGAAAAAGCUAGAGCUGAUGCAGGCGGAUGCUUAUUCGGACGUCUACAACGAUGACUGGCAGACGACCUUUGAGUACGUGGCAGCCACUUGCAAUUUGACGGUGGCCGACUUCAACGCCACGGCCAGCGCCUUUAAUGCAUCCGUGCCCACGACAACCUCCACCUGUGUCUCGCAGAAUGUCUACACCACUAAAAACGGCGACACGUGUGACUCAAUUGCUCUGGCUGAAGGUAUCUCGGCGGCGACAAUGUACUACACCAAUCCGAAUAUCCUGAAUUGCUCGGAUAUCGCAGCUGGCACCACUCUCUGCCUUCCUCUGACCUGCACCGACGUCUAUUCCGUGCAGUCGAACGAUACAUGCUCGAGUGUUGCAGUCGCCAACUUCAUUACAACAGCGGAGGUCAUCAAUUGGAACUCGCAGUUGAACUGGAACUGCUCCAAUUUGCACUCGACCAACCCAUAUUGGGGCUCGGUGCUCUGCGUCUCUCCUCCCGGCGGAACAUACACCGGCCAGGCCUUAAAUACAACUUCUUCUGGCGAGGAGGAGCCAGUUGAUCCACCGGCAGGGGUUCAAGUAGCGUUGGGGACCACCCUUGACUGCGGUGCGUGGUUCGUCAACGAGGCCAGCCUGAACUACAACUGCUCGGACAUCUGUCUCGCCAACAGUAUUGCCAUUCACUUGUUUACCGAAGCUAACCCUUCGCUCAACUAUACUACCUGUGACUCGGAUCUUGUUACGGGUGACGCUUACUGUGUUGACCCUCUAUCUGGCUGGCAGUACAGCAACAUGACUGCGACCAACAGCUCCUCGACUACUGUAACAGCCGCCACCAGUCCGACUGCCCCGGUGCAGACCGGCAUUGCUGCCAACUGCAAUGCAUACUACGCCGCUAAAACGGGUGACAGCUGCGACUCCAUUGCCGCCGAAUUCGACAUCACAGUGGCUCAGUUCCUGGCCUGGAACCCUGCGAUCUCGUCGAAUUGCACGAGCGGUUUCUGGGCCGAUGAGGACUACUGCGUAGGGGUGGUGACAAACACCACGGCGACUGUGACUGCUUCUUCGACGACGCUUGCAUCUCCUUCGUCGUCGUCCUCCUCCUCUGUAUCUUCCACUUCUUCCGUCACACCACCAGCCCCUACACAAUCCGGCAUCCCAGCAAACUGUGAUGCGUACGCCGUCGCAGAGACGGGCGACAACUGUGCCACCAUCGCCGCCAAAUACAACAUCACCAGAGCUCAGUUCCUCGCCUGGAACCCAGCUAUCUCGUCCGACUGUACAACCGGCUUCUGGGCGGACGAAGCUUACUGCGUGGGCGUAUCUAGUUCCAGCACCACCACCGCCACCACCACCACCGCGCCAACAAUCUCAGCCGCAUCAACCUCCGCGGCAUCGGUGACCCCCCCUGCCCCAACGCAGAGUGGGAUUCCCUCAGACUGCGAUGAGUACUAUGUCGUGCAAUUGGUUCUACGUGAAGAUUCCGCCGAGAUUGGAUUAUCAUAG
Molecule: messenger RNA, 1791 nt
Organism: Aspergillus saccharolyticus JOP 1030-1
Lineage: Eukaryota; Fungi; Ascomycota; Eurotiomycetes; Eurotiales; Aspergillaceae
Product: LysM peptidoglycan-binding domain-containing protein
Exons: 6
Coding region: 1-1791 (596 amino acids)
Source: RefSeq, a predicted model, not a curated record